AUGGAGGACUUCCAAAUCUGCCCGCUGUCCACCUACUAUAAAAGGAUCCUUAUCCCGGUGUCCUACAGCCUAGUCUUUUUGCUUGGCCUGAGUUUAAACGGCGUCCUGCUGUGGUGCGUUAUCUGUCGGACGCGCCGCUGGAGCAACACGGUGAUCUACCUGACCAACCUCGCAGUCGCGGACCUCCUCUUCGUGUUGGCCCUUCCUCCACUUAUCAUCAGCGAUGCUAUGGGAAACUUCUGGCCCUUCGGCAACAUCUUCUGCAAAACUGUUAGAUUUGUCUUUCUGGUCAACCUCCACUGUAGCAUAAUGUUUGUCACCUGCGUCAGCGUUCACCGGUUCAUCGGGGUGUGCUAUCCCAUCGCUGCUGUGCGCCUCAGGACCAGAAAGUUCGCCAUCCUUGCGUCAGGGUCCAUUUGGAUUCUAGCCAAUGCUGAGAUUUCACCGACAUUUGUGUUUGCGCACACGGGUGUGAUCAACAACAUGACUGUUUGCUUUGAAAUGACCGGCCCGAAGCAAUUUGAUAUGUUCUUUCCAUAUGGGCUGUUCUUGGUUAUAGCGGGCUUUUUGAUCCCAUUCUUGGUCGUGGUCACCUGUUACUGCUCCAUGAUAAAGGUGCUGUACUGCGGGGCCGCGGACAGCAUUUCUAAUACCAGGAAACAGCGUGUGCGCAAAAAGUGCUUGUAUACCCUUUUAACUGUGUGCCUCAUGUUUGCCGUUUGUUUUGUGCCGUAUCAUAUUGUCCGCACUGUCUACAUGUUUGUCAGAGUCUACAUGCCAGGAAACUGUCAUCUGCUGAACCUGGCCAUGAUCACGUUUAAAGUCUGGAAACCGGUUGUCGUGCUAAACUGCUGCGUAAAUCCUCUCAUCUACUUCUGUAGUUCUCAUCCAAAGCGUCUAAAGUUCACAGCCUGGCUCUGGAGGAGGAAUAAAAGAGUGGAGCCCACUGUGUGUCUGGUCAGCAAGAGGUGUGAAGGGUAUAAUCCGUGA
Molecule: messenger RNA, 990 nt
Organism: Pundamilia nyererei
Lineage: Eukaryota; Metazoa; Chordata; Actinopteri; Cichliformes; Cichlidae
Source: RefSeq, a predicted model, not a curated record